GCGCAAUUCUGUGGGGGAGUUGGGGUGCACAAGUAGACCUCGCCCAUCACGAAUUCUCACUCACUCACUCACUCGCGAGCUCACUCUCACUCACUCACUGCUCUCUCGUCUGCUCUGUGCAUCUCGCUUCAUUCUCAUCGCCCCCUUUCGUUGCACCUCAUUUGGUUGCUUUUCUGUUUCGUGAGGUACGGUUGUGUCUUAUUCUGUUAGCGAGGUUUCGUGGGUUGUUGUUGUUGUUAGUGGUAGCGAAGAUGACUUCUCUCAACGAGCUGUUGAACUUGUCUCUGGAGGAGACCACCCAGGAGAUUAUUGCUGAGUACAUUUGGAUCGGUGGGUCGGGAACCGACUUGCGAUCCAAGGCCAGGACGCUGCCGAAGCCUGUGAGCGACCCGAAGCUGCUGCCGAAGUGGAAUUACGAUGGGUCGAGCACUGGGCAGGCGCCGGGUGAGGACAGCGAGGUGAUUCUGUACCCGCAGGCGAUCUUCCGGGACCCGUUCCGCAGGGGGAACAACAUUCUGGUGAUCUGUGACGCGUACACGCCCCAGGGCGUGCCCAUCCCCACCAACAAGCGCGCUGCUGCUGCGGAGGUUUUCGCCACGAAGGAGGUGGCGGAGGAGGAGACAUGGUAUGGUUUAGAGCAGGAGUACACCCUGUUGCAGAAGGAAGUGAAGUGGCCCCUGGGAUGGCCCGUGGGCGGUUACCCGGGUCCCCAGGGACCAUACUACUGCGGAACCGGAGCUGACAAGGCCUGGGGACGUGACAUCGUGAACGCCCAUUACAAGGCUUGCCUGUACGCCGGCAUCCAGAUCAGUGGCAUCAACGGAGAGGUGAUGCCCGGGCAGUGGGAGUUCCAGGUGGGGCCUUCGAAGGGCAUCGCUGCUGCGGACCAGUUGUGGGCUGCGCGAUACAUUUUGGAGAGGAUCACCGAGAUUGCGGGAGUGGUGCUGUCGCUGGACCCGAAGCCCAUCGAAGGAGACUGGAACGGCGCGGGAUGCCACACCAACUACAGCACGAAAUCGAUGCGUGAGGAGGGAGGAUACGAGGUGAUCAAGAAGGCCAUCGAGAAGUUGGGAUUGAGGCACAGGGAGCACAUUGCCUCUUACGGCGAGGGCAACGAGCGGAGGUUGACUGGAAAGCACGAGACCGCGGACAUGAACACGUUCUCGUGGGGAGUGGCGAACAGGGGAGCAUCAGUGCGUGUGGGGCGUGACACGGAGAAGGACGGCAAGGGGUACUUCGAGGACAGGAGGCCGGCGUCGAACAUGGACCCGUACGUGGUGACGGGAAUGAUCGCAUACACGACGAUCUUGUGGAGCCCGGAGGAGCAGAAGUGAAGAAGAGGGGACGGAGGAGUGAGUGAGCGUGAGUGAGUCGGGGACAAAGAAAGGAAGAAAGAAAGCAAGAAUGGUGUGAGGAGGCCAGCGAUGACGAUCGGGGCCUGGAAUUGUAGGAUAGUGAUGGGCAUGUUUGAUAAGGUAAGUGAUCGGCGGUGGUGCCGGGGUGGUGCAAGGUUGGUCGGGCGCAGGGGUAGAGGAAUAUAAUAGCCCCCCUACCCUGCCCUGCCCUGCCGUGGUAGGCAGCGAGCGAUGUGGGCGGAAAGCCCGGCGGUCGCUGGACUCAGUAGGUCGAGUACAACAACAUUAGGCUUCGGUGCGCGGGAACGCAGACAAUUAUAUACAUUCCAGAGGAAGGUCUCUGGUAGAUAGAAGCACAUGAGGAGGUGUCACAUCCAUCUCGGAAGCUGUUUGUCGUAACUAUCGCAAUAAACUUGCUACACCAGAAUUCGAUUUCAUGCA
Physcomitrium patens is the source of this 1796-nucleotide messenger RNA. Its product is annotated as glutamine synthetase cytosolic isozyme. The record is from RefSeq and is a predicted model, not a curated record. Gene Ontology annotation, molecular function: glutamine synthetase activity. NCBI's taxonomy places the organism in Eukaryota, Viridiplantae, Streptophyta, Bryopsida, Funariales, Funariaceae. Gene Ontology annotation, cellular component: cytoplasm.